Cladocopium goreaui is the source of this 228-nucleotide messenger RNA. The record is from the annotation of a GenBank genome assembly. Lineage: Eukaryota; Dinophyceae; Suessiales; Symbiodiniaceae.
AUGCAGAUGAAGAUUGACAAGUUCACCAACGUCAAGAAGGCCAUGGAUGACAUGGUCUUUGCCCUGAAGAAAGAACAGGCCGAUGAGGUGAAGCAGAAGGACUUUUGCGUGGAAGAGUUCCGCAAGAAUCAGCUGCAGACAGAGGACAAGACACGUCCUGAUGCUCAGAGAUUUCUGUUGACGUUGACAGUGACACAUGUGACGCAUCACUUUUGCUCAGGGUCUUGA